AUGGGUGACCUUGACCUUGAUCAGCCACAGGCCUCAAACCCUGUCUCAUCCUGGCAGACAGCUCAUAUCCACACGCGCCCCAAGUCCUUUUCAACAGAUAUCCUCAUUGUCGGCGGCGGUCUCGGAGGCGUCGCAGCAGCUCUCGGUGCUCUUCGUAGAGGUCGCCGCGUUUUAUUGACAGAAGAAUACGAAUGGCUAGGCGGGCAAUUGACGAGCCAAGCGGUGCCACCAGAUGAACAUACCUGGGUUGAGCAAUUCGGUGUUACGCGCUCGUACCGCGCUCUGAGAGAUGGCGUCAGGCGAUAUUACCGCGACAAUUACCCUCUGACAGAAGAUGCAAGGAGGAGACCUCAGCUGAACCCAGGUGCUGGACAUGUCAGCAAGCUUUGUCAUGAACCAAGAGUUGCAGUGGCCGUUCUUGAAGCCAUGCUAAUGCCGUUUAUUGGCAGCGGCUUACUGGUUGUCAAGAAGCGAGUCAAAGCUGUUUCUUGUGAUAUGCUAGGACAGGUCGUUCAAUCUAUAACAUUCCGGAAGCUAGAUAUGCAGGACACUUUUACCGUCGAUGCGAAAUAUGUCAUUGACGCGACAGAACUUGGGGAUUUGCUGCCCAUGACGAACACUCCAUAUGUUACCGGCUUCGAAUCACGAAAGGACACGGGAGAACCAAGUGCACCCGAAGAAGCACAGCCUCAGAACUCACAGGCGGUCUCUAUCUGUUUCGCCGUGGACCAUAUCGAAGGACAAGACAAUACGAUUCCCAAGCCUGAGAAAUACGAUCACUGGCGAAAAUGUCACCCCGAUUUCUGGGGGGCGCCACUGCUAGGUCUCAAAGCACCUCACCCUCGAACCCUGGAGAUCGUGGAACGAGAGUUUACGCCGAAUCCUAAUGAUGAUCCAGCUUCAGUCAUAUCCGAUCAGCGCAAGUCUGGCGGAGACAUGAAUCUCUGGACAUUCCGACGUAUUGCGGCCAAGGACAACUUUACGCCUGGAUCUUAUCAGUCUGAUAUCUGCCUUGUGAACUGGCCCAUGAUUGACUACUUCGAGAAACCCAUCAUCGAUGUUUCUGAAGAUGAACUUCAAGAGCGUCUUGCUGAAGCGGCAUCCUUGUCUUACAGUAUGCUGUAUUAUCUACAGACAGACUGUCCCCGCGCAGAUGGAAAAGGUACAGGCUACCCUGGUCUUCGGUUGAGAGGCGACAUCACCGGUACAGAACAUGGCCUGGCCAUGGCGCCCUACGUCCGGGAAUCGCGCCGCAUCAAAGCCGUUACAACGGUCGUCGAGCAAGAUUUGUCCCUUGAUGUCCGCGGUUCCAAGGGUGCAGUACACUACCCUGACAGUGUAGGCGUAGGCAUGUACCGCAUCGAUCUUCACCCAUCCACUGGUGGAGACAACUAUAUCGACGUGGCAUGCUGCCCAUUCGAGAUCCCCCUCGGAGCUUUGAUCCCUCUGGAGAGACCAAACCUUCUCGCUGCAUCUAAGAAUAUUGGCACGACACAUAUUACGAAUGGAUGUUAUAGGUUACACCCUGUGGAGUGGAAUAUUGGCGAGGCUGCGGGCCUGUUAGCAGCACAUUGUCUCGAUCAGGAUUUAUCACCGCAUAAUGUGCAGAGGAACACAGAGCUAUUUAAGGGGUUCCAGGAUAUGAUUGUCAAGGAGGGUAUUGAGACGGAAUGGCCUGAUGUUUCCGGAUACUGA
Messenger RNA from Fusarium venenatum, 1695 nucleotides. RefSeq names its product FAD dependent oxidoreductase-domain-containing protein. Gene Ontology annotation, biological process: NAD+ biosynthetic process. The record is from RefSeq and is a predicted model, not a curated record. Lineage: Eukaryota; Fungi; Ascomycota; Sordariomycetes; Hypocreales; Nectriaceae. Gene Ontology annotation, molecular function: L-aspartate oxidase activity.